Solanum tuberosum (potato) is the source of this 1153-nucleotide messenger RNA. RefSeq names its product delta(12) oleic acid desaturase FAD2-like. The record is from RefSeq and is a predicted model, not a curated record. Gene Ontology annotation, biological process: lipid metabolic process. The transcript has a single exon. Lineage: Eukaryota; Viridiplantae; Streptophyta; Magnoliopsida; Solanales; Solanaceae. Gene Ontology annotation, molecular function: oxidoreductase activity. The coding region runs from base 2 to 1144 and encodes 380 amino acids.
CAUGGGAGGCGGUGGCAAUAUGUCUACUCCAACAACUAAGAUUGAACAAAAGAAAAAUCCUCUCGAAAGAGUACCAAUUUCAAAUCCCCCUUUUACAAUUGGUGAUAUAAAGAAGGUCAUCCCUCCUCACUGUUUUCAACCAUCACUCGUUCGCUCCUUCUCCUAUCUUGUUCAAGAUCUCAUGCUUGUCUCCAUCUCUUAUUAUAUUGCCUCCACUUACUUCCACAUCCUUCCAUCCAUGCUAGCAUGGCCUAUUUACUGGAUCGUUGUAGGUUGUGUUUGCACCGGAAUAUGGUUCAUUGCCCAUGAAUGUAGCCACAAUGCCUUCAGUAAAUACAAAUGGAUAAAUGACACUAUCGGUUUUAUCCUCCACUCUGCACUUUUAACACCAUACUUUUCAUGGAAAUAUAGUCAUCGUCGUCACCACUCCAACACUAAUUCCCUUGAGUAUGACGAAAAUCAUGUACCCAAGGUUAAAACCAAACUAAGAUGGUACACCAAAUUAUACGUGAAUAAUCCACUAGGACGAUUAUUCAUACUUGCCUUCACUCUCACUAUUGGCUUACCUUUGUACUAUGCCAUCAAUGUAACCGGUAGACCUUAUGAUCGUUUUACAAGUCAUUAUUAUCCAUAUAGCCCUAUUUACAAUGAUCGUGAGAGACUACAAAUUUACAUCUCAGAUGUAGGUGUGGUUGCAACUUUUUAUGUAUUGUAUCGCGUUGCUCUAACACAAGGACUAACAUGGGUGAUAUGCAUCUAUGGGGUGCCCCUCCUAAUUGUGAAUGGCUUUGUAGUGUUAAUAACUUUGUUACACCACACUCACCCUUCAUUGCCACAUUAUGAUUCAUCAGAGUGGAAUUGGCUAAGAGGAGCUCUAGCUACGGUAGAUAGAGACUAUGGUGUGUUAAAUAAGGUGUUCCAUAAUAUAACAGAUACACAUGUUUUGCAUCAUUUAUUCUCAAACAUACCACAUUAUCAUGCAAUGGAGGCAACUAAAGCUAUGAGGCCAUUACUUGGAGAAUACUACCAAUUUGAUGGAACUCCAUUUUACAAAGCAAUAUGGAGGGAUUUCGAGUGCAUUUACGUCGAGAAAGAUGAAUCAUCUCUGGACAAGGGUAUUUUUUGGUAUAAAAAUAACUUCUGACCUAAGUAC